UCCCGGUAGAGCCUGACAGUUCCGCACUAUUGGCUGACAGCAGGGGCACUCUUACCUGUACCUGCGAGAAGGAGUGCCAUUCGUCAUCGUCCGACUCCAAACCAGGAUCAACUUUUCCUUCUUCCAGCAGCCCCGAGAGGUAGAAGUCGGCCAGGAACGCCGGCAGCUCGAUGAGCGACUGCAGCAGGACUCCGAGCAUGGAGCCUAUAACGUCGUGGACCGAGAACAGAGUCAGCGAGUGGCUGCAAGGUCUGGAUGCCCCCCUGCAUCAGUAUCCGGUGUCGGAGUGGCACCUGUCAGGUCUGGAUCUACUCCAGUUGACUUCUGUGGACCUGGAGAGGUUGGGGGUCCAUAAGAUCGGACACCAGGAGCUCAUCCUUGAAGCUGUGGAGAAGCUCUGCUCUCUGACUUAUGGUAUAGGAGGAGAGAAUUUGCGUGGUCUGACAGAGAAGCUGCGAGCUGUGGCCCACACCCUGCAGAUGGGCAUCCAGAGCCGCUGGCGCCUCAACAGCUACGACGGACGGAGCACCACCAAGCUGCCUGUUGGCAUCCUGCAGAUUGUUGUGGAGCUCAUAACCUCUGCCAAAGGCCUCUUCUCUUUGCUCAAUAGGUAUCAGUUGGCCCAGCUCAGUGGAUACACCACCACCAUGAACAUCUUCACCUACUGCAAAGAGCUGGGAGACAUUGUGCACAAGCCGGACACCACAGUGUAUGAAAAGGAAAAGGACAUCAUCUCUGUGGGCCGUCAGCUGGUGGCGGUUUGCGAUGAGAUCCUGAGCUCCAGCCCUGAAACGCUCCUCACCCACACUGCUCAGCUAGAGAGUGUCGACCUGGUGCCAGUGUCACCCGGCGAUCAGCUGGGGAUUGAGAUAACGUCCACCAGCUCCAGUAACCACUACGUGACCGGAUCUGCAGUCGAGGAUUCCAAUGAUGUUUUUGUGAAGAUCUUGGCUGGUGAUGAGGUGGUUCAAGUCAACGGCCAGAUAGUGGUGGGCUGGAGCAGAGCGAACCUUGUGAAGAAGCUUCGAGAGAAUCCCAGCGGAGUGACUCUGGUCUUGAAGAAGAUUCCUGGAUCGGUGCGACGCAAAGAAUCAGUCCAGGUCUCCUCCGCACAGAGGGAGGAAGAGGAGAAAGAGGAGAGGUCAGAGGAGGAAGAAGAGGAAAAGGACGAGGAGGAGAAUCCAAGGCACUCCAUAUUUGAGAGGGUAGCAGCUUCUGUCAGGUCCUUGUCUUUCAGGCGAGCUAUACACGGGCCAGAGGUACAACAGCAGCCUAUGGGACAGGAGGAAUCCGAGAUACCUGCUGACAAGGAGUUGGUGGAAGGGAACCUGACUCUAACUUCCUAUCAAAACCAACAGGAGAGGCUGUCACCUCUGUCAACAUCAGGAGAGUUUGAGAGUUUGCACGGCUCACAACUCUCCCCCAGACUCCCCGCGAGAUCACCCAGGACGCCUUCACCCUGCAGUUUUGGCUCUUUCAGAAGUCCAUCACCUAGGACGGUGAACCAGGACACGGCCAGCAUCAGCUCCUGCCCUGAAAUGGUCGGACACACGGGGAAUAAGGACACUAAGAAGAGCUCUACAAAAGGAAUGACAACAGCUCUGAGUCGACGUCGUGUUUCCUGCCGUGAGUUGGGUCACCCCGACUGUGACGGCUGGCUCUGGAAGAAAAGAAGGGAGAGCAGCGUCUUCCUCGCCCAGAAGUGGCAGCGCUUCUGGUUUGUCCUCAAAGGACCCUGCCUUUACUGGUACACCAGUCAACAGGAUGAGAAGGCGGAGGGUCUGGUUGACAUAGCCAGCUACAGUAUAGAGAGCGCCGGAGAGCACAAAAGAAAAUAUGUUUUCCAAAUGAGCCACAAGAAGUUUCAGAACUUCUUCUUUGCUGCUGAUCAUGUCAGCGACAUGAGCAAGUGGAUCAACUGUCUGAUUACAGCCAUACAGAAGCACAAGAAGCUGAGAGGCCCAGACAGUGAAGAAGAAUAUUACAGCGAAACCGAAUCAGAGAGCGAAUCAUCUCCGUCGCCCCGCAGGAGAAACAAGAAGGUUCAGAGCCACACUCUGCCUCGCCCCAAGGGGAGGACAAGCAAGAUGCAAACAAUGAAUCCUUCAACAGAGGGCAGCAAAGGAACAGGCGGCCCAGUAGAUGAGAUGGGAAUGAUGCUAAACAACAUUAAGGAAGGAGGAGUUUCCCUGAUCGGCCACGAGCAGCCGUUUACGCACGACCACUUCAGGAAAUCAUUCAUCCGACGCAACAAGAACCCUGUCAUCAAUGAGAAGGCGCACACACUCCGGGCUCUGCAAAGCACUCUAAAAGCCAAAGAAGCAGAGUUGCAGCAGAUCAGCAAGAUCCUGGAAGACUCUGAUCUGACGGCUUUAAAGUACCGUCAGUGGAAGGAGCAGAACGAGGAACUAGUUCAAGAGAUCGAAAGACUGGCCGCACUCAAAGCUUCCAACGCAGAGGAUGUUGCAGUGGUGCAGGACACACCUACUGAGGCGGUUGCCUUGGAAACUGUCGCUAAGGGAACAGCGCCUGCAGAAACAGAAGGCGCAUACAGACUAAGCCUGAGCGAUGGGGAGCAGUUAGUUGACGCAGAGCCAUCUGAUGUUCUCCUGGAGAUCCCACCAGUCUCCUCGAGCGCAGAGACCAGUCCAGUGUUGGACCUCUCUCUGGGGUCGCUGCAGGAGUCAAUAAACAAGCAGCUGAGUCAAAUGGCAGAAAGUGGAGAAGCUGCCGAGAACUAUUUCUACAUCUGAGACCACUGGAACAUUCACAGCAACUUAAAGUUGCACUGUUAAACAAAAUCCGACAAAUCAUCAAUCAUGCAGCAGUGUAAGACACCGUGUUUUCUGACGAUGCUCGCCUGAAAGGACGAGUUAAAAUUUGCCACAGAAUCAACGCUCUGAUCAAGUAUACUCAUGAAAUGCAACAGUACAGACUUUUCUAUAGCAAACAUACUUAGAUGUAUGACAAGUUUACGACAGCGAAAAGAACAAUUUGCCAAGUUUCAAUCAAAAGCAAAAUAUCAACUAGGACUUUUCUUGUUUUUCAACAAGAAUUUGUAAUGUAAGUAAUGCCUCUUGUAAUAUGAUAUGUAAAUACAGUUUUACCAUAAAUACUGUCUGUAUUUGUUUAUUGACUUUACCUUAAUAAAGGUACAUUUUAAAACAAAUGUAAGUGUAAAUGUAAUGUAAUAAGUUGCACAGAACAUUCACUGUUGCUCCUGUUGAUUAAUUCUAUGUUGUUUUGGAGCCCUGUGAGGAACAUUUCACUUCACCACAUGUACACCUGUAUAUAAGAGCUGUAUGGCAGCUCCUUAUCGCCGGAAGAUGAAUGAAGGGUCCUUAAGAGCUGAGAGAACAGAUGUGGCUCGCUCCAUUUCCCUGUAGUCCUCGCUGGCCUAAUGGGGAGCGUGAUCAUCACUGAGAUGUGUCGUGAUGUUCCUGCUGUAGCUAAAGGUUAAGAUCCAGGUGACAGAGAAGAGAAUAAGCGACAAACCUUGAUUUAAAAAAAAAAAAAAAAGCGCAUGUUGCUGUAGAUGUCCCUGUCUGCUCUGCAUGAGAUUCAGCCUGUUAAGCCUUUUUGUAUUCUGCUCCAUGUGUGAGUCCUCUGUAAUCUUCUCCACUGAAGGUCAUGCCAAACUGUUUCUUGCCGGCUUCGUUUUGUUGCCUGACCAGGUCACCAGGUCCUGUUUGCAGCUUUCAGAACUGUCUACCAUACAGCAGUGAAAUUUGCCCUUGAUGGUUAAUAAGUUUUCACAUUCAGUGCUUUCAGAAAGAAGUCUGAAUCACUAGUUGAAAAGUGGCGGAAUGCGUGGUUUGCAGUGUAAGUAUUGAAAGCACAGACUGGCAUGUUUUGCAGCAAAAAAAACAAACUAUUUUUUCUUAUAUAAGCUCAAAAAUACAUAUACUUUUUUCCCCUCCACCUACUUCUUUCAUUCACUGUCCUUUGUUUCAUCAACCAUGACACAUACUGUCACAUGCUGAAUGUCAUUGUGUGCUGCAGAAUGAAGCAACUGAAUUGUUCAUUUCCUCAUCAGGUUGAUGGUCUGUUCGCUGCAUUCAUAUCUAAGAUCUAUUCCCGUAAUGAGUCUGUUCCUGAUAAUUCACUGGCUGCAUUGACCUUGUCUGCUGUGCGUCGGCUGAACUCUCGGCUUUGUGUUGCGCUAA
Molecule: messenger RNA, 4166 nt
Organism: Acanthochromis polyacanthus (spiny chromis)
Lineage: Eukaryota; Metazoa; Chordata; Actinopteri; Pomacentridae
Gene: cnksr1
Product: connector enhancer of kinase suppressor of Ras 1
Exons: 21
Coding region: 171-2753 (860 amino acids)
Molecular function (GO): protein binding
Source: RefSeq, a predicted model, not a curated record